Molecule: messenger RNA, 4335 nt
Organism: Diorhabda carinulata
Lineage: Eukaryota; Metazoa; Arthropoda; Insecta; Coleoptera; Chrysomelidae
Product: 2-acylglycerol O-acyltransferase 2-like
Exons: 3
Coding region: 2947-3993 (348 amino acids)
Biological process (GO): triglyceride biosynthetic process
Cellular component (GO): endoplasmic reticulum membrane
Molecular function (GO): diacylglycerol O-acyltransferase activity
Source: RefSeq, a predicted model, not a curated record
GUGAGAGAAUCGUGACGUGAUAGUUGCUAAAUUGAAUUAUAAGGUUCAAAACACGUGUGUUUUAUAGGUAAAGAAAAACUAUUUUCGUGUUGAAUGUAAAGAUUUUGAAAUUGAGCAUGGUUUGUGGUUUACUUUUUGUGUAGAUUUUUAAUAAAUACUUGCACAUAGAUUUGUAAAUAACAGUUAAAAGUGUUUUAUAUACAUAAUUACCAUUAAUAUUUCGGAUAUAUAAUGUGUUGGACAAACGAAACUGAUGCUUUAACAAUGCAUUUCAAUUUGAUCAACAGUUUUUUGAGGAUUUAAUAAUAAAAAUACCCAAAAUAUGUCUAUUAAAGUUUCUUUAGUUAAUGGUAAAUGCAGCUAUGCAAAUUACAAUCUAGCAAAUGGAUUUCUAAUUACUAAACCAAUAAAACAUGUAUACCUAAUACUAAUAAAAACCCACAUUUUGUUUAACUUGCGUUUUUAUAGUUGGUACCUUACAUUGUUAGAUAAAAUUUAUGUUAAAUUACAAACCUGCAGUACUAAUUUUGGAAUAUUGUAUUUUUAAAUAAUUGGGAUUCCUAAUAUUUUAAGUAUUUUGUUCAUAUAAUUUCAUCUAUAUAUUAUUUCAUAUUCAGUAUCAUAUAGUAAUUUGAUGUUUGAGUUUACAAAUAUACUAAUCUAGCAUUACUAAAGUCAUGAAGUUAUGAAAUAAAUGAUAAAAAUUAACCUAAAUUUGCAUAGAUGUCUACAACAAUGGUAUAAAAUCCAAUUGUUUGGUUGUUUUUGCUACACGUAUUUUUCCAUUAUACAUAAGUCACCGUUUGUUUUCAAAACCUGCAUGAAUAAAAUCUUUGGAAUUCACCUAAUUUCGACAAAAAUUAUGAAGUAAUUCUAUUCGAUACAUACACAUACUAAUAGUGUUGAUAAACUUAAGUAUUGGGAAAUAUUUUGAGGCGCAUAGGUAAAUAUUUUAUUCACCAACUACCUUUGUAAAUUUAAUCAUAAUAAACUUAUCCGGUCCACUGGAUUCACUCUUCUAAGACUGGGAGUUAUCAUUGGUCCGCGUUGUAGUUAGUUUACUUUAUAAUAGAGGGCUGUAAGUUAUUAUUAUUUAAAAAAGAAGAAGAAAGUACAUAUUAUACUGUAGGCCAAAAGUUUAAGAUUACCUCAAUUAAAGUGGGAAAAUAAAAUGCCAAUAAAAUAUUGUUUUUAAUCAGACUGUUACAUCAUCCAAUAAAAUACCUUUUGACCAUCAAUAUAUUUGAAAAGCGUAGAGAAAUAUAAACAGUCUAUGCUAAAAGGCUAUAGUUAGCUAAUUGAUUUUUCACAAAAUAAUUCAACUUUACAUUCUAUCACUUUUCACAAGUCUUGAUACAAAGCUCUUACCACAAAAGUUCAAUAGGAUUGAGAACAGGGCUCUGAAGAGGUUAAAUCAUGUUUAAUAACACCCCUUAUGCAUUUGGAACUAUGCUUGGGAUCAUUGUCCUAUUGGAAAAUGAAUCCAUCUCCAAUUAUUCCUAAACCUGAAGGCACGGCAUUUUGUACUGUUCAUAAUUCCGUCAAUUUUGAUUAGAUUGACAGUUCAAUAGCUAGUAAAGCUACCCCAUACCAUAAUAAAGCCACCACCAUGCUUGAUUGUUGGGACUACAGUCUGGUAUCAUAUUUUCUUGGGCACUGCGUUGAAUGUAAAUUUUUCGUUGUGAAACGAAUAGUUCAAACUUCAUUAAAAUCGUGUUCAGUCCAAUUUCGAUGGGCAAGGGCCCAUUGUAUCCCAUUUUUCUUGUUUUGUGGCAUUAGCAAAGGUUUUACAACGGCAACUUGACCAUACAACUUGGCAUAUCUCAGUCGACGUUCUACUGUAUUCAAUGAUAAAGGUUUAACUCUGGUUUUGUUUAUUUCAUCGCGGUUUUUUGCAAGCUUCGUGAAAGAAUGGUCAAGGCUACCCAAGUUCUUAUAAUGUGUCUCCGUCUAGGCCAUUCGUGACUUAUUUGAUGCCAAACCUGAAGCUAAACGUGACAACUGCAAUUGCAAAUUGACAAUAAAACACAUAAAUGUAGAGUGUCCAUCUUUUAACGCAGAAAGAUCAUCAUCAAAUCUACCACGAACAAUAUUUGAAAUUUUAGGACUAAAUACAAUAUUACUAACCUCAAAAAUUACCUCGAUCAUAAAAUUAAUUUAACAAAUAAAUGUAGAUAAAAUACUAACUUGUAUUGUUAAAAAAAAUCGCUGAUAACCAGUAUACGGUUGAUGCGAUUUUAUAAUAAAAAAAGGUAUUACACUGCUAAUUUUGUGUGAUUUAAUUGUAACUGUAACUAGUUACAAUUGAAAAGUAACCAUCCCAACUCUGUUUAUAACGAAACUUUUUUUUGCUUAACGAUUUGGAAAUUGUACUUUCUAAACAUCGACAAUUUGUUGCUAAUUUUCAUUAUUUCAUUCGGUUUAUUAGCCCCAUUUGGGAAACUGUAUUUACACAUGUUAAUUAAAAAAUACCUAUUGAAUUGAAAACCAUUUAACACGUGCAAUUUACACUAAAAAUAUUUAUUGUAGAUAUACAGUAUUUUUUCAUUAUCUUUUUUUAGAAGGAAAAUAUACGUUGAAUUAUCAACAGUGAUGUGACAAUAUAUGAGAUAAAUUAUAACAAGAUUAAACCCAUGUCAAUAAUCUUUAAUAUAAAAAUAGACGCGACUUUCGUAAUCGUUUUAUCUUGCAGUAACUAUCGGAACUUCAGAGAAUGAAUAAGUCGUGAAGUUAGUUUGCGAUUGUCACAAUUGUCAAGGUUACAAUCUUUCUAUAACAUAUUUCCUAGUCUCUCCAAUAAAUAACAUUUCAUUAGAUUUACAAAAAAAAAUGGUUUGGUGCGAACAAAGCUUCUUAAAUAGUUAUCCAUAUUUAAUUAUUGAUAAAAAAUGGCAACAUUGUAAAAACUUGUUUGGUUGAAUACUGUUUUUUUAUUAUCAAAUAGCCAUGCAAUCGUUCUACAAGUGUUUGAAGAUGGAACUUCUGGGAAUUCGUUUUGCUCCUCUACAUGUUCCUUUAGAAAGGAGGCUUCAGACGUUGUCAGCAGCAAUAUGGUUUAUAAUAAUGGCAUUUGGUGGCUUAAUAGGACUUCUACUAGCAAUUUAUUUGGUUCUAUUUACUAAAUUUUGGUGGUUAACACUAUUAUAUCUAACCUACAUUUGGACGAUAGAUAAGGAUGUGAGUGAACGAGGUGGUAGACCGUCAAAAUGGGUAAGGUCUUUUUUGAUAUGGAAGUACACCAUGAAUUAUUUUCCGUUAAAAUUGGAAAAAACGUCAUCAGAGGAAUUGGAUCCAAAAAAAAAUUAUUUGUUUUGUUGCUUUCCUCACGGAAUGCUUUGUACGGGGUCCUUUAACUUUGGAAACGAGUAUAGUAAGUUUAGAAAUUUGUUUCCGAAUCACGAGCCUAGAGUAGUAACAUUGACUCAACACUACCAAAUGCCUUUCUUCAGGGAAUUCGCUUUAUCCUUAGGAGGAAUAUCAGCUUCUUUUGAAUCUAUACAUAAUGUUCUAAGUAGGCCGGAAGGAGGUUAUAUUUGUGUUCUUAUGGUAGGAGGAGCCGCAGAGGCUUAUUUAUGCAAGCCUGGUAGCUAUAGAGUGUUAGUUAAAAAACGAAAAGGCUUUAUCAAGUUAGCUUUAAAAAAUGGUACUCCAUUGGUUCCAGUUUUAUCGUUUGGCGAAACUGAUUUGUUUGAUCAAUUAGAAGGGUCGUGGUUAAGAAUCAUUCAAGAAAGAAUACGAAAGUAUAUCGGAGUGGCACCUAUAUUACCUAUAGGAAGGGGAUUUUUCCAAUACUCGUUUGGAAUUAUACCCAGAAGGCAUCCAGUAACUACUGUUGUUGGUCAACCUUUAGAAGUACCUAAAAUUGAUAAUCCAACGACUGAACAGAUAGAAGAGUACCAUGAAAAAUUCCUUAAACACCUGACUGCAAUGUUCGAAGAACAAAAAUAUAAAUACUUGGAAAAUCCACAAGAAAAACAACUUAUUGCAGAGUGAAAAGUAAAACUUCAAAGUAAACGUCGAAUACUAUCCUGCAAGUGACGAAAUUUGUAUCUAAAAAAUUUUUGGUUUGGAUAUAUUAAAUUAUUUUUAAAUUAUUUUUUUUGUUAUAUUAAACCAGAAUAUGUGCAACUGUGGAAAAUUGAUUAUUAAUAAUGAUUUUAUCAUUUUAGAAUUUUCACUUUUAUAGAUAUUUACAAAUGUAAAUAUCAACUUUUUCUCUAAUUUUUAGGAUUUUGGUUGGAUAUUUAUUUUCCACAGUAACAUAUAUACAAUAUACUGUUAAAGAAUGUGAUAUUGUAUAAUUGUUUAUAAAAAAAUUAUACAGUUGUUUCUAAA